Messenger RNA from Carlito syrichta (Philippine tarsier), 1155 nucleotides. RefSeq names its product cold shock domain containing C2 (gene CSDC2). The transcript is spliced from 4 exons. Gene Ontology annotation, biological process: regulation of mRNA stability. The record is from RefSeq and is a predicted model, not a curated record. The coding region runs from base 332 to 793 and encodes 153 amino acids. Gene Ontology annotation, cellular component: cytoplasm. Gene Ontology annotation, molecular function: mRNA 3'-UTR binding. Lineage: Eukaryota; Metazoa; Chordata; Mammalia; Primates; Tarsiidae.
CGUCAGCUGGGAGGCGUGAGUGAGUGAGUGAGGGGCCGAGGUGCCGCCUGCACACACACUCACACACAUACACACACACACACACACACUCUCACACACAGAGCACAUCUUCCAGACCCAACCCCUGCCUGCCAGUUCCACGUGCCAGAGAGAGGCAGAGCUCGGACGCCGCAGGAGGCAGUGCCUGGACCCCAGCUGCCCGGGAGAGACGGAGCCUGUGACUGGUGAGGCCGCAGAGCAGGGCCAGGCCGGGCCCUGCCCGCAAGGACGCCCAAGCCCUCCACCGGCCCCUGGGCCCCAGAGCCCACCAGGCUCUCCUGCUGGCCCCACCAUGACUUCCGAGUCCACGUCGCCCCCGGUUGUGCCCCCGCUCCACUCUCCCAAGUCCCCUGUCUGGCCCACCUUCCCCUUCCACCGGGAGGGCAGCAGGGUCUGGGAACGGGGUGGUGUCUCAUCUCGGGAUCUGCCCAGUCCUCUGCCCACCAAACGGACCAGGACGUAUUCGGCGACAGCCCGUGCCUCGGCUGGCCCCGUUUUCAAGGGAGUCUGUAAGCAGUUCUCACGCUCACAGGGCCAUGGCUUCAUCACCCCGGAGAACGGGUCCGAGGACAUCUUCGUACAUGUAUCUGACAUCGAGGGGGAGUACGUGCCGAUGGAGGGCGACGAGGUGACCUACAAGAUGUGCCCCAUCCCGCCCAAGAACCAGAAGUUCCAGGCUGUGGAGGUGGUGCUCACCCAGCUGGCCCCCCACGCUCCCCAUGAGACGUGGUCUGGCCAGGUCGUGGGCUCCUAGACUGGGUGAUUCACAUGCCAGUUUGCUGGGGGGCAGGGAACCACACAGGGUGGAUGACGGGCAGCAGCCGGUUCCACGCCCUCACUGCCCUGGCUGACCAGUCUCCCAGGUGGCCUCAGUGUGCACGUCUGUCUGUCUGUCCGUGCUUGUGGCCAUGAGUGUGUGCCUCCACCCACCCAUGACCCAUGACUGCCACGUGGGCUGGCCAGAAGCUGGUCGGAGGGCGAGGCCAUCAGACCUGGUUUCUCUGCUGUCCACUGCCUCUCUUUCCUCCCCUCCCUGCCAAAGACACAGGACCUGCUCGCCCUCCUGCCCACCUGCCCCCACGUUUACUGGGCCUCUGAGAGCUUACAUCAGGCUCA